Ylistrum balloti is the source of this 924-nucleotide messenger RNA. RefSeq lists its product as uncharacterized. The record is from RefSeq and is a predicted model, not a curated record. NCBI's taxonomy places the organism in Eukaryota, Metazoa, Mollusca, Bivalvia, Pectinida, Pectinidae. The transcript has 5 exons. Gene Ontology annotation, molecular function: enzyme inhibitor activity. The coding region runs from base 1 to 924 and encodes 307 amino acids.
AUGCGGCGCCAUAAUUACAGCGUGGUACCGCCCGGUAUAGCCCACCGAGGCGGUACUGGUCUUUGUCGGGUAGAACUGGGCGAACCUGGCGAUAUUUUGAUUUCAGGAGGAGUCAUUAAGAGGGUACAAUGUAACGCCCUUCCUGCCAUCUGUCCUCAGUGGUGUAUAGGUGUGUCCGGCGGCUGUACGGUGUGUGACUGCUCAAACUACGGACCCAACGGAAUUGUAAAUUCAACAUCUGGACUAAGUGUGGUCAGCGGAGGUUCUGGGAUGUCAAUGGUGAAUCCAGGUAGUAUGAUAGGGUUUGGGACAGGAUUUAAUUCUGGAAACUCUCAGUCUUCAUCAGCUGUAGGGGUAUUUAAUUCAAAUCUUCCUGGUUUCAACCCUGCAAAUUCUGGGCAGGCUAACCCUUUUAUGACCCUGAGUGGAGGUUUAGAUCCCAGUAAUCCGUAUGGAUUCGGUAAUCCGGCGAACCUUGGAAUGGCAGCAGGUGCAGGAAGACCGUCCAACCCAGGAGGCAGCACUUCUAUUGCGGGAAAUCCUAUUAUCUUUCAAGGUGUACUACAACAGACAGGCCAAAGUGGUUCAGGGAAUUUACAAGGUUCAAUACCACAGACUGGACCUGGGUCAGGAAAUGGUCUGCCAGUCCAAGGUACAAUGCCACAGACUGGACCUGGGUCAGGAAAUGGUCAAGUUAUUCAAAUCGCAGCGACUACACAUAAGAGCCAGACAGCAAAACACUCGACUGUGCCUGUUACUACGGCAACCAAAGCUACAUCAGCGCCGUCAACUACCGCUAAAGUUCAGCAACAAACGACCAAUACCGCUUCCGGUACAUGCGCACCAUUGCGUUGCGCACCUCCAUGUGACAAAGGUGUAGUACUGGCGCCAAAUGGAUGUCCGAUGUGUCUUUGUCAGCCGUAA